This is a messenger RNA of Aspergillus eucalypticola CBS 122712, 830 nucleotides long. Its product is annotated as 60S ribosomal protein eL30. The transcript has 4 exons. Gene Ontology annotation, cellular component: cytosolic large ribosomal subunit. The record is from RefSeq and is a predicted model, not a curated record. Lineage: Eukaryota; Fungi; Ascomycota; Eurotiomycetes; Eurotiales; Aspergillaceae. Gene Ontology annotation, molecular function: RNA binding; structural constituent of ribosome. The coding region runs from base 143 to 463 and encodes 106 amino acids.
CCCGUUGUUUUUGAUCAUGGUCAAAAAUAUUUUUGUCAUGCCCAAAAUGCGGUAGCAUUCAGCAGUGGGCUUUGAAAUAGCGGAGUGAACAAAUGCUGAUUGAAUUUGAUCAUGCAGAAGUUUAGUUAACUUCAGCGUAACGAUGGCCCCCAAGAGCAAGAAGACCGGUGACACCAUCAACUCGCGCCUGGCGCUUGUGAUGAAGUCCGGAAAGGUCACCCUCGGCUACAAGUCCACCAUCAAGACCCUCCGCUCCGGCAAGGCCAAGCUGGUUAUCAUCGCCGCUAACACUCCUCCUCUCCGCAAGAGUGAGCUCGAGUACUACGCCAUGCUCGCCAAGGCCCCCGUCCACCACUUCUCCGGAAACAACAUUGAGCUCGGUACCGCCUGCGGUAAGCUCUUCCGUACCUCCACCAUGGCUAUCCUCGAUGCUGGUGACUCCGACAUCCUGUCCAGCCAGUAGGUGUAAAGCCUGGUCAAUGAAUUCAUGUUAUGUCUGAACGGCGGUAUGCCAUGAUGCACAACGUCACGGCACGAUUUAGAUAAUGACAAUGAACUUUACAUCUAUACUGGAUUUCCAUUAAAACGCUGUAGGAUAAGAUUGUAGGAGUGAUCAGGAAGAUAGCACGGUCGUAUCACUGAAGAACCGGGGGAAGGGCGGCAGCUCGACUCCACUUUAUGAGUCACAUGAUAAUAGUCCAGGCAUUUUGAUAAUUAUAAAGCAGCUGGAAGUCGUCACAUUCCAUUCCGCAGUAAAACAUGUUUCAUUCACAGCUUAGAAAGAUUGAUAUAUCAGUCUGAACACUCCAAGAAUGUCGGAGUUGCCGUAG